CUCAUGCACGCCGACUCCUCCGUCUCCCUCUACCCCCGCCUCUCCCCUCUCUCCCUCCCCUCCUCUUCCUCCCUCCCCCUCCCCAGACCCUCGUCCCCGCCCCUUCCUCCUCCUCCGCCUUCCUCCUCCUCCUCCGCCGGCGGGACGGCGGCGGCGGCGGGGAGGGCGAGGGCGAGUCCUCGCGGGUCGUCUUCCUCGUCUCCGGGCCGCACCGGGGCGGGUCCCAAAUCCUGCUCCGCUUCUACGUCCUCCAGAGCAGCGGCGGCGGCGGCGGCGACAGGUUCGCUAGGGCUCGGGUCGUUUGCAAGCAGAAAGGCCUCACCUUUGACCCCGGCUUGGGGGUUGUGUUCGAUAAUCGUCAUGGGGUUUCGAUUAAGAUUUCUGGGUCGACGAAUUUCUUCGCCAUGUACUCGAUUUCGAGCGGCAAGAUUUGGGUUUUCGCGGUCAAGGGCUUGGGAGAUGGGGGUGCUGGCGGUGGGGGUGGCGAUGGGGGUGAUUUGGAGUUGAUGCGGUGUGCGGUAAUUGAGUGUUGCAAGCCGGUUUGGUCGAUUAGUUUUUCUUUCGGGUUGAUGGUCUUGGGGGAGGAGAAUGGGGUUCGGGUUUUCAAUCUGAUGGCUCUUGUUAAGGGAGGAAGCAAGAGAGUCAGGAAUUUGAAUUCAAAUGGGAAGCUUGGUAAUCGCCGCUUGCCUAAUGGAGUGACUGGAAGUGGGAUUGGGGGAAAUUUGGAGAAUGCUCGCAAUGUUAGUUUGGGAGGGAAGAAUGAUAAGCACCCUGCAUCUGUGAAACAGUCAACAGUCAAGUUAAAGCAAGAGGCCAAUGAUGGGAGUUCUUGUUUUGUGACAUUGAAGAGCGAGGAUAGUGCAGACUCGACUUCUAUGUCCACGCCAGUGACGUCACUUAAAGCGCUUUACAUCCAGCCUUUGUCCCCAAGAUCCUUCAUUGUUUUGGAUUCAGUUGGAGAUUUACACCUUGUAUGCCUGCCAAAGUCCAAGGCACCCACUGCUUCUGAUGUUAAUUUCCAUUUGAAGCAUAUGCCUCAUGUCAUGAAAGUGCACCACUUGACUGCUUUUCCUGAUAUUGCAAUGAGUUCGGGAACUAUUUGGAUAGACGAUGGAUAUAAUACUGUGCACAUGAUGGUUGGAUUUGACAUGGAGGCUGCUAAUGAUGCAAAUGAUGGAAAUCAGAGUCGUGAAAGGCUGAUGCAGAUUUCAGUUGCCCAAGCAAUUUUUACGAGCGAAAAGAUUCAAAGUGUCAUUUCGCUGGCAUCAAAUGCUAUUUUGAUUCUUGGACAAGGAAGCCUGUAUGCAUAUGCUGUUUCCUAAGUCGCUCAUGAGUACAUUUUACCUGGUCCCUGGGUACUUGCAUGUUUUGAGGUUCUGAAUUGUUCCUGAACUGAAGUUUAAAAUCAGUGUGUGAUGAAAUUAAGUGGAUUCGCUGCAAUUUCAGUUGGUCAUGGUCCUAUAUCUGCUGUUUGCUGGGCUUAGAUGUCUGGUUGUCAAAAUUGGGAGCUGCAGCAUUCUCUUGCAUCUAAAUAUUUUGAGGACCUCGAGAAGACUGAGCUCUUGGAGGUACUAUUGUCACUGCCACUUUCCUUUGUGAAAGUACAGGUGCAAGGACUGGUUAAUUGCCCAUAAAGGAUUUCAAAAUUUGGAUCUCUGACGAUUGAAAGCACCAAUGUGGCAUGCCAUGCUUCUGUGUGCUCCUGGCUGCAGAAUCUACCACUUUGCUAUCCAUGUUUAUGGGCACUUGCAGAGGCUGCACUUGCAUCUCUUCACUGCCGAGGUAGCAUUUGCAGAAUCUAUAUGCCUUUCCAUCAGAUGAAGGUCUGCAAUCGAUGUGAGGUCAGAUAGACUAGAGGCCCCUCUAGUCACUAUUAUGUCAAAAACAGGAUGAGGGCCCAAUGCUAUAUCCCUUCUUCUGUAUUCAGAGGCUUUAAGGCUUACCUUCGACUCGUAUUGGUCUUUCUCCUUUACAAGAAUCACGUGCUCCUGUUGAAACAGGACCAUCUUAAGUUUGUUAUGUAAACAGGAGUCGACGUCAUCACAUAUUCAAGCCAUUUAAUGCUUUUGAGUGGUCAAAUUAA
Eucalyptus grandis is the source of this 2083-nucleotide messenger RNA. RefSeq lists its product as uncharacterized. The record is from RefSeq and is a predicted model, not a curated record. NCBI's taxonomy places the organism in Eukaryota, Viridiplantae, Streptophyta, Magnoliopsida, Myrtales, Myrtaceae. Bases 405 to 1322 code for a protein of 305 amino acids. The transcript has 8 exons.